Messenger RNA from Pan troglodytes (chimpanzee), 5326 nucleotides. RefSeq names its product ankyrin repeat domain 24 (gene ANKRD24). The transcript has 21 exons. The record is from RefSeq and is a predicted model, not a curated record. Bases 1554 to 5018 code for a protein of 1154 amino acids. Gene Ontology annotation, molecular function: actin binding. NCBI's taxonomy places the organism in Eukaryota, Metazoa, Chordata, Mammalia, Primates, Hominidae.
UCUCGAACUCCUGACCUCAGGUGAUCUGCCCGCCUCGGCCUCCCAAAGUUUUGGGAUUACAGGCGCGAGCCACCGCGCCUGGCCUCCAGGGCUCCUUCUAAAAUGCCAAUUACCUGCAAGGGUCUUGGCUGUGCCCCAGAGUCUCCAGGCCUGCGAAUGCUGCGUGGCAUCCAGUGGGCGCUCAAUAAAUGCUUACUGCUUGAAGGAGCAUCUCCCCCAAGUGUUCAUCUGAUGCAUGUUUGUGGAGCACCUGCCAUGGGCCAGGCACUGGGGACGCUGCAGUGACAGAAAGGAACCCAAGGCCCCUCCUCUACCGGGGGAGCCGUGGGUCCCAGGAGUGGCGGAAAUUGACCGGAAAUGGCUAGAGAAUGUCAGAGCUGCGCCGGGACCAGCUAGCUCUUUCUGUGAGGAACGAGUCACAGUUUUAUUGUGCGCUUACUGUAUGCUAGGCACUGGUCGACUGAGUGCUGCGCAGGUAGUACCUUGCAUCCUCUCGGUAACCCUCCGCAGUAGGAACUAUUUAUUAUGAAACCCAUUUUACAGAGGAGGAAGGAGAAGUCCAAAAUAGGUAAGUCUGUUGGCCCAGUCAUAUAGGUAGGAAAGGCUGGGGCAGGGGCGGGGUGCUGGUUUCAAAUUCAGGUGUGUAGGAUUGCAGCUCCCCAGUGGCGAAUGAAUGAAUGAAUGAACGAAUGACUGAUUGAAUGAAUGAAUGGAUGAGGCAAUGAGUGAAUGAAUGAACGAAUGGGCGUGCCAAUGAAUGAGCAAAUGAGUGUGGGAAUGAAUGAAUGGUGCGGGAAUGAACAAAUGAAUGAAUGGGUGGUGAACAAAUGAAUGGGUGAGUGAACUAAUGAAUGGAUGAAUGGGUGAGCCAACAAAUGGAUGAACAAAUGAGUGAGUUAAUGAAUGCAGGAAUGAGUGAAUGAAGGAAGGAAUGGUGUGCGAAUGAAUAAAUGAAUGGGUCAUAUAAGAAUGAAUGAAUGAACAAAUGGGUGAGGCCAAUGAAUGAAUGAAAGGGUGAGCAAAUAAAUGGGUGAACGAAUGAACGAGUAAAUGAACGAAUGAAUAAGUGAAUGAAUGAAUGGGUGAGCCCGUGAAUGGGUGAACAAAUGAAUGAGUGAAUGAAUGAAAGGGUGAGCGAAUAAACAAAUGGGUGAAGGAAUGAACGAGUGACUGAACGAAUGAACAAGCGAAUGAAUGAAUAAGUGAAUGAACGAAUGGGUGAGUGAAUUAAUGCAUGAAAGGGUGAGCGAAUAAACAAAUGAGUGAAGGAAUGAACGAGUGGGUGAACGAAUGAACGAGUGAGUGAAUGAAUGAACGAGUGAAUAAGUGAAUGAACGAAUGGGUGAGUGAACGAAUGAAUGAAUGGGCGGGCCGGUGAAUGAACGAACGAAUGGGCGAACGAAUGAAUGAGUGAAUGAAUGAAAGUGUGAGUGGCGAGAGCCCUGCCGGCCGCGUGGAGGUGCGAGGCUGCGGACGUCGCGGGCCCGGAGGCACCUGCGCGCCCUUGGCCGACUCGGAGGAGGUGGAGAUGGACGCCCGCGGGUCCCCUGGAGAUGCAGCCGGCGGCCUGCGCUGGUGAGGGAGCCGGGCCCCCGGCGCCGCGUCCUCCUCAUCCUCCAGGCGACAAGCUGCGGCUCAGCCCCACUGACCUUGGCUCCUGCCCGCCCUGUGGCCCCUGCCCCAUCCCGAAGCCGGCAGCCAGAGGCAGGCGCCAGAGUCAAGACUGGGGCAAGAGUGACGAGAGGCUGCUACAAGCCGUGGAAAACAACGAUGCACCUCGGGUGGCCGCCCUCAUCGCCCGCAAGGGGCUGGUGCCCACGAAGCUAGACCCCGAGGGCAAGUCCGCGUUCCACCUGGCGGCCAUGCGGGGUGCGGCCAGCUGUCUGGAGGUGAUGAUAGCUCAUGGCAGCAAUGUCAUGAGCACGGACGGGGCAGGUUACAAUGCCCUCCACCUGGCCGCCAAAUACGGGCACCCACAGUGCUUGAAGCAACUACUGCAGGCUUCCUGCGUGGUGGACGUCGUGGACAGCAGCGGGUGGACUGCCCUACACCAUGCAGCGGCUGGUGGCUGUCUCUCCUGCUCAGAGGUGCUCUGCUCCUUUAAGGCACAUCUAAACCCCCAAGAUCGGUCAGGCGCAACACCCCUCAUUAUAGCAGCUCAAAUGUGUCACACAGACCUGUGCCGUCUCCUACUGCAGCAAGGGGCUGCUGCGAACGAUCAGGACCUGCAAGGCAGGACGGCCCUGAUGCUGGCCUGUGAGGGGGCCAGCCCCGAAACAGUGGAGGUCCUGCUGCAGGGCGGAGCCCAGCCGGGCAUCACCGAUGCGCUGGGGCAGGACGCGGCUCACUAUGGCGCCCUGGCGGGGGACAAACUCAUCCUGCACCUUCUGCAAGAGGCGGCCCAGCGCCCCUCCCCACCCAGCGCCCUCACAGAGGAUGAUUCAGGCGAGGCGUCAUCUCAGAACUCUAUGUCCAGCCAUGGAAAGCAGGGGGCCCCCAAGAAGCGGAAGGCGCCUCCACCUCCCGCCAGCAUCCCCAUGCCGGAUGAUCGAGAUGCCUAUGAGGAGAUCGUGAGGCUGCGGCAGGAGAGGGGCCGCCUCCUGCAGAAGAUCCGGGGCCUGGAACAGCACAAGGAACGGAGGCAGCAGGAGUCCCCGGAGGCCAGCUCCCUGCACAGCCUGGAGAGACAGGUGCAAGAGCUACAGCAGCUGCUGGUGGAGAGACAAGAGGAGAAGGAGAGCCUGGGACGGGAGGUGGAGAGUUUGCAGAGCCGGCUGUCCCUGCUGGAGAACGAGCGGGAGAAUACUAGCUAUGACGUAACCACCCUGCAGGAUGAGGAGGGUGAGCUGCCUGACCUUCCAGGGGCCGAGGCGCUGCUGUCCAGACAACUCAGCCCGUCGGCCCAGGAACACCUGGCCUCGCUGCAGGAACAGGUGGCUGUGCUCACCAGACAGAACCAGGAACUGAUGGAGAAGGUCCAGAUCCUGGAGAACUUUGAGAAGGACGAGACACAGAUGGAAGUGGAAGCUUCGGCAGAGGUCAUCCCUCUUGCCCUCUAUGACUCUCUCCGGGCCGAGUUUGACCAGCUACGCAGGCAGCACGCUGAGGCCCUGCAGGCCCUGAGGCAGCAGGAGACACGAGAGGUCCCCAGAGAAGAGGGGACAGCCUGUGGGGAGAGUGAGGUUGCUGGAGCCACGGCCACCAAAAACGGGCCAACCCACAUGGAGCUAAAUGGCUCAGUGGCUCCAGAAACCAAAGUUAACGGAGCCGAGACCAUAGAUGAGGAGGCUGCAGGAGAUGAAACCAUGGAAGCCAGGACUAUGGAAGCCGAGGCCACAGGAGCUGAGGCCACAGGAGCCAAGGUCACAGAAACAAAACCCACAGGGGCUGAGGUCAGAGAGAUGGAGACCACAGAAGAAGAAGCAAACAUGGAAACUAAGCCCACAGGAGCUCAGGCCACAGACACAGAGACCACGGGAGUGGAGGCCAUGGGGGUGGAGGCCACAAAAACAAAAGCAGAGGAAGCAGAAAUGCAGGCCUAUGGAGUGGGUGCUGGGCAAGCAGAGCCCCCAGUCACAGGGACCACAAACAUGGAGGCCACGGGCUCUAGGGCCACAGGGGUGGAAGCCACAGGAGUCAGUGCCACAGGUGUGGAGAACCCAGGGGUAGAGGCCACGGUCCCGGGGAUCUCUGCUGGCCCCAUCCUACAUCCUGGUGCCGCAGAGGCCUCGGAAAAGCUUCAAGUAGAGCUGGAGACCAGGAUCCGUGGCUUGGAGGAGGCUCUCCGGCAGCGGGAGCGGGAGGCAGCUGCGGAGCUGGAGGCGGCCCUGGGGAAGUGCGAGGCCGCGGAGGCCGAGGCGGGCCGGCUGCGAGAGCGUGUCCGCGAGGCCGAGGGCAGCGGGGCCAGCGGGGGCGGGGGCGGUGACACCACACAACUGCGGGCGGCCCUGGAGCAGGCCCGGGAGGACCUCCGAGACCGGGACUCCCGCCUGCGGGAGCUGGAGGCGGCCUCGGCCUGCCUGGAUGAGGCUCGGGCCAGCCGGCUGCUGGCCGAGGAGGAGGCGCGGGGCCUGCGGGCCGAGCUGGCCCAGCGGGAGGAGGCGCGGCUGGAGCAGAGCCGGGAGCUGGAGGUUCUGCGGGAGCAGCUGGCCACGGCCAGGGCCACGGGGGAGCAGCAGCGCACGGCGGCCGCGGAACUGGGCCGGGCACGGGACGCCGCUGAGGCCCGAGUGGCUGAGCUGGCUGCGGCCUGCGAGGAGGCGCGGCAGGGCCUGGCCGAGCUGCGGGAGGCCUCCGAGGCCCUCCGCCAGUCCGUGGUGCCGGCCUCUGAGCACCGCCGGCUGCAGGAGGAGGCCCUGGAGCUGCGGGGCCGGGCGGCCAGUCUGGAGCAGGAGGUGGUGGCCACGGGCAAGGAGGCCGCCCGGCUGCGCGCGGAGCUGGAGCGGGAGCGUGUGUGCAGCGUGGCGCUCUCGGAGCACGAACGCAUCGUGGGCACCCUGCAGGCCAACGUGGCCCAGCUGGAGGGGCGGCUGGAGGAGCUGGGACGGCGGCAUGAGAAGACCAGCGCAGAGGUCUUCCAGGUGCAGCGUGAGGCCCUGUUCAUGAAGAGUGAGCGACACGCAGCCGAGGCACAGCUGGCCACAGCAGAGCAGCAGCUACGGGGGCUACGGACCGAGGCGGAAAGGGCUCGCCAGGCCCAGAGCCGGGCCCAGGAGGCUCUGGACAAGGCCAAGGAGAAGGACAAGAAGAUCACAGAACUCUCCAAAGAAGUCUUCAAUCUUAAGGAAGCCUUGAAGGAGCAGCCGGCCGCCCUGGCCACCCCUGAGGUGGAGGCUCUCCGUGACCAGGUGAAGGAUUUACAGCAGCAGCUGCAGGAAGCUGCCAGGGACCACUCCAGUGUGGUGGCUUUGUACAGAAGCCACCUCCUAUAUGCCAUUCAGGGCCAGAUGGAUGAAGACGUGCAGCGGAUUCUCAGCCAGAUUCUGCAGAUGCAGAGACUCCAGGCUCAGGGCCGCUGAGAAAGGCCAGGCCCAGUGGCUACACCGACCACACCCACGCAGGGACCUCACCCCCCUGCAGGCCCCUUGCAGACCGGCUUCACUGGGCUUCGCUUGGCCCUAUCCAGGCCCAUGCACUUGGAGACCAGCCUGGGUCCCUGCCCGACCACCCCCAGCUGGCUCCAUCACCCCACCUGGUCUCUGCACACACACCCUGGUCAGUCUGGACCCGGGCCGUGACUGCCCCUCCCCCGCCACCGGAGACUGUGAGUCCCUGUGUCCUCCACAUCCAGACGCCAGCCCGGGAAUAAAGGCAUUCUGUGCGCAGG